GAGUUUCCUUGUACUCAUUGUCUUGUUGACGAUUCUGAAAAUACAGAAAUUACAUAUACAUUUUUGUAAGUAUCAUUAAUUUCAUCUGGGCUUUUCUUCAAUUAUGGGUUUGUGGGAUUCUCUUCUCAACUGGCUCCGGAGUUUAUUUUAUAAACAGGAAAUGGAACUUUCCUUGGUAGGUCUUCAGAAUGCAGGAAAGACAUCUCUUGUUAAUGCCAUUGCUACAGGUGGUUACAGUGAAGACAUGAUUCCAACUGUUGGCUUUAACAUGCGGAAAGUAACAAAAGGCAAUGUAACUAUCAAACUUUGGGAUCUUGGAGGUCAACGGAGGUUUCGCACUAUGUGGGAGCGUUAUUGCCGGGGCGUUUCGUCGAUUCUGUAUGUAGUUGAUGCAGCUGACAGAGAUAGCGUUCCUAUAUCACGGGCAGAGCUGCAUGAGCUCUUGAGUAAACCUUCGCUUAGCGGAAUCCCAUUGCUUGUUUUAGGAAACAAAAUAGACAAGUCAGAAGCUCUCUCAAAGCAAGUCUUGAUGGAGCAACUAGGUCUUGAUACAAUCACAGACAGAGAAGUCAGUUGCUACAUGAUCUCUUGCAAGGACUCCGUGAACAUUGAUGCUGUUUUGGACUGGCUAAUCAAACACUCUAAAACAGCAAAAUGAAAACUUUUUGCAACUUGGUCCGUGUUCAUAUGUAAGUUUGUUUGCAAGUUUGAUGUUUAUAUAUUACUCGAAAAUCCUUGUAAUAAGUGAGUGAUAUUGCUGAAAAUUCGUUUGAAAAAUAUACGUGGAUUUUCUGGAUAA
Daucus carota subsp. sativus is the source of this 799-nucleotide messenger RNA. Its product is annotated as ADP-ribosylation factor-like protein 8c. NCBI's taxonomy places the organism in Eukaryota, Viridiplantae, Streptophyta, Magnoliopsida, Apiales, Apiaceae. The record is from RefSeq and is a predicted model, not a curated record. Gene Ontology annotation, biological process: protein transport. Gene Ontology annotation, molecular function: GTP binding; GTPase activity. Bases 104 to 658 code for a protein of 184 amino acids. The transcript has 6 exons.